CCGCCGCCUCCGACGCCGCCGCCGCCCUCCAUGUCGCGAGCCUUCCAGCAGCGCACCGACUCCGUGCGGCUGCUCGACCGCUUCGAGGGCUUCUUCUACAGGCUGGCAGUAACAGUUGCCAAACGGCCAGUGCACUUCGUCGUGGGAACCCUGUUGUUCACGGUGCUCUCGGCGACUGGUCUGUUUUUCUGGAACGAAGAAGUCGACAACGUGAAGUUGUUUCUUAACCCAUCCAUGGACCUGUACAAACGCUCGCGCUGGGUAGACGAGCACUUCAAAGACCAACUCCGCUACGAGAUCAUCAUAGUUGAAUCGGACAACGUGCUCCGGCCAGAUGUCCUCCAGUGGAUUGCAGACCUACAGACAUCAGUAAAGGAGAAAAAUGUGUCUGGGAUUGUGCUGUACGAUGUGUGUGCUCGGUAUAAUACGUGGUUUGAAGGAACAGAGGGUAUUGACUUGAGUGCCUUUUCUGACUUUAUAGACAUUGACAGUAUACCAAUACCUAAUGAAUGUUUGUAUCAGAGCAUACUCAAAUUGUGGACUGUUAAUGGAAUUGUCAAAGAAAAUCUGGUAAAUGAGACUCAGGAAAUGAUUAAUAAAAAAGUUUCCACUGCAUUAAUGGCCAGUUCUGAUGUGAGUAUACUGGAUGACAUCACUUCUCUCUUAGCUGGAGUGGAGUGGAAUCUUAACAAGACUGAAGUAUUGGGAGCCAGAGCAACUAUCAUCAUUUGGAUGCUUGACAAGUCUCAUAGCUCCUCUGCUGAAUGGGAAUUGGGAUUUAUUGAAGAAGCACUAUUCUCAAACAGGACACUUCCUCCUCGUACAAAUAUCUAUGCAAUUUCAACACGAAGCUAUGAUGACUUCAUCCGUGAAGUUGUAGAGAACAACACAACACUGCUGUUUGCUGGAUUUUCACUCAUUAUACUAUAUGUUAUUCUGAUGAUGAGCAAGUACCACCCCAUUGAACAGAGGGUCUAUUUGUCACUGUUGGGAGUCUCCAUUAUUGGGCAAUCAAUUCUUGCUUCCUAUGGCCUGUGUUUUUACAUGGGCUUCUUCUGGGGGCCCCUACAUCCAGUUUUGCCAUUUCUGCUCCUUGGUAUUGGAGUUGACAAUAUUUUUGUAAUUAUGCAGAGUCUUGAUAAUGUCAACGAGGGAAGAAAAGACAUGAAUGUUCGAGAAAAAAUAGGUCUGACCUUGAAAAAAUGUGGAAUUUCUGUUACUGUAACUAUCCUAACAGAUGUAAUAGCAUUUGCUGUUGGAACAUCAACUAAAAUGCCUUUCCUGAGGUCAUUCUGUGUUUUUGCUGCUGUUGGUAUAGCAUGUGUAUAUGUUUAUGUAAUGAUAUUUUUUGUAAGUUGUUUAUCUAUUGAUGAAAGAAGAGUUAUGGCAAGACGAGAAGGAUGCUUCUUUAGAAAACACGAUGAAAAUAAAAAUGUCAACUGUAGAAGAGAUAGCAUUCAACAAAGAAUAUUUGCUAAUUAUUUUGCACCAUUCUUGGUUAAAUGGCCAGUGAAGGUUGUUGUUCUACUUACAACUGUUGUACUGCUUGGUAUUAAUAUUGUGGGAGUCCUACAUGUGGAGAGAAAGUUUGAUCCCAUGUGGUAUCUGAAUCAGGGCUCUUAUCCAAUAAAAUUCAAUGAAAAAUUAGUUGAGUAUUUUCCCUUCUAUGGAAAGAGGGGAGGCAUAUACAUGCGUGGAAUAGAUUACUACUAUAACUAUUAUCAGGCAAACAAUAAUGCUCUUGAAUUUCUUAUAUCAAAGCUGGCAGAAAAUCCUUACAUUAGCCAGGGAUCACAAAAAAUAUGGUUUAAGGACUUCCAAAACUAUCUUGAAAGCCAAGAAUAUGAUGCUGAGGAUUCAAUUGAAUAUAACAAUUAUCUAACUGAAUUUCUGCUGCUAACCAAUAAUGGACAAAGUUUCAUUAAGGAUCUCAAAUUUGAUGGUUUUCCCCUUGAAGGUUACAACAUCACAGCAUCGCAAAUACCCUUUCAAUACAUCAUGCUGAACAGUACUGCAGAACAAAUAAAAGCCAUGCAAUCAAUUGAAGAGCUGGUUGCUUCACUGAAUAUCACUGAGGAAGAAGAAACAAUAUUCACAUAUUCUGCCGAUUAUGUUUCAUGGACAGCAAACAAGAUUGUCGGCGAGGAGCUGUUUCGGAAUUUGGCAAUCACAUGUGCUGCUGUCUUUGCUGUAACACUGUGCUUGAUUAAGGGCCCAAGAGCUGUGGUAUUGGUCAAUUUAUGUGUGAUACUUACUGUAACUGACCUCAUUGGGUCAAUGUACUGGUCAGGACUAACAAUUGAAAUUUCUUCAUCUCUGAUGAUUCUCUUGUGUGCAGGAUUGACAGUUGAUUAUGCUGCCCAUGUUGGACAUGAAUAUGUACAUGCUAAGGGAACAAGAAAUGAAAGGGCUGUAGAGUGUAUUAGACGUAUUGGACCAGCAGUUUUCAAUGGUGGAUUCAGUACAUUCCUUGCAUUUUCAUUGCUGGGAAUUAGUGACUCUUACCUCUUCACAACAUUUUUUAAGUUGUUUGCUGGUGUUGUUGCAUAUGGAUUGUUUCAUGGCCUGAUUUUCCUGCCUGUUAUUCUGAGUAUUUGUGGUCCACAAGACAAAAAAAGUACCAAGCUACAGGCAGAUGCAACAAAUGGAAUUAAUCGUUUCGCAAAACUUCUGACUGCAGAUAAAAGUGCAGUUGAUUCUACAUUUGUUGACUUAAUACAGAAGUAACUGUGCAAAAGUGAUUCUACAUUUUGGACAUAAUAUAGAUGUAACUUCCCAAAAAGUGUAGUGCUUUCAAGUACUACAUUCCAGAAGAUUUGAGUACAAAUGUGGGAGUAACACAUAGUCAGUGUGUGUUUAUAUAUCUCCCAGAUCUUGCUCCUCAAGUGUGAACUGUGCACUGGGUUUAACUGGUGUUAUAAAAUUUUACUUAGGCAUGUGCAAAGCAGGUUUGAUCAUCAUCUGCUGUUUUUAUAUAAGUGAAUGAAAGAUUGUUAUGCCAUGUGAGUAGUCAAUCAU
Messenger RNA from Schistocerca piceifrons (Central American locust), 3018 nucleotides. Its product is annotated as patched domain-containing protein 3-like. Gene Ontology annotation, cellular component: membrane. The coding region runs from base 31 to 2727 and encodes 898 amino acids. The record is from RefSeq and is a predicted model, not a curated record. NCBI's taxonomy places the organism in Eukaryota, Metazoa, Arthropoda, Insecta, Orthoptera, Acrididae. The transcript has 18 exons.